GUAAAGAAGCGCCUUGAAAUUCUCUCUCUCUUCCAAUAAGCUUCCAUUUCAAGCUUCGCCGGUGCUUCUAAUCGGACGGCUGAAAUAUAGUUUUCCCCCCACUUUUAGCGAAACCCGUACUAAAAGGCAAUCUAAGUUAUUGCCAAGGAUAAAGCUUACUGUGGAGAUUCCCAUCUGUAAUAGAAAGUUCUAUCUUUCCCCUGAAAGCUUUUCAACAGCUUCAACAAAUGGUAGUGAAAGUUGCGGAAACGGCGGCGCGUUUACAAUGGUCCCAGCCACCAUCUUCUUCCCAAGCUUUAGCAUCGGCAGUCUCUUCGCCUUCCCUUCCGAGGCGUUGCCGUUACGGCAGCGUUCUUAAUCUCAAGACCGUUCUAAGAUUCAACCGGUCGGCUCUCUUCGUUACAAACUCAACCUUCAUCCAACGGUCCCGGGAGAAACCUAGAUCUGGAACUUCACGACGAGCCUGCAGUGCAAGCUUAGACUCCUCCGAUGAAGAAUUUUCAAAAAAAAUUCAAGAAUUGGUAUUCAGAUUCCAAUUAUCGGACAAUGAUGGAACCGCUAGCAGCACAAGUAACGGGAAUGAUCGAGAUUCCGAACGGGAAAGAGAAUCCGUUUUCGAUUCCGAUUCCGUACUGGAAUCUUUGGGAUUCAACGAACAAUCAUUGUGGGAGGAAAGAGGGGAAGAAAUGGCCUCAUCAAGCAUAGAACGUAAAGCCAACAGCGUGGAUCUUCCGCUUUCCCUGCGAAUGAUUAAGAGGAAAUUACAAUGGCAAGAAGGGUUCCGAGAGCCGGGGGAAUCAGCUUAUUGUUCAAUUAAAAAGGCGUUUUCUUCGAUGGUUUUCAUAAUCCGAGAGCUUCAUAGUUACACUUUGCAUAUGCGAGAACCUUUGUAUUACGAGGAUUUACAAGGGAUUCUCGUUAGAGUUCAAAAAGAGAUGCACGCUUCGUUCGUUUGGUUGUUUCAACAGGUUUUUUCUCACACACCCACUUUAAUGGUUUACGUGAUGAUCAUGUUAGCCAAUUAUUCAGUUCAUUCCAUGGGAAGCAACGCCGCGAAUCCAACGACGGGGACUUAUGUUUCCACGGUAAAUGUCCAAGAUCAGAAGUAUUCCAAGUUAGAUUCUUCGUCGAUAAAGUCGUUUUCGCUAUCGUCAUCGAGCGGUAAAACCAUAUCAAUUGGCGGAAACAGUGGCGGAGGCGGGAAAGUCCGACCGGUCGCCAGCGGAACAGACGACGAUGGAUGGUUUAACAAAGCCGACCAAUUCAGUACCAUCUUUCCCGAUGGCUUGUCAUCUCCAGGAACAACAGGGGAAACACAGAGAGAUUCAACGAAAGAGGGCAGCAGAGAAGAAGAGCUCACUCUUUGGAACUCGAUGGUGGACGAAGCUUCGAAAAUGAUAGCUUCAGUGAGAGACGAAACGGUGGAUCAUGAAACAGUUGGGAGAUUUGUAUCGCCGGUGACGGCAAUAAUCGAACCGGACGGUGAUCAUGAAGACUAUUUCAGAACGGAGCUGCUUUAUCAAACGGAGUUGUCACGAGAGCCUAAUAACGCCGUCCUCCUUGCCAAUUAUGCUCAGUUUCUCUACCUUGUUGCACAUGAUUACGACAGAGCGGAAGAGUACUUCAAGAAAGCAAUAGGGGUGGAGCCAGCGGAUGCGGAAGCAUACAGUAAAUACGCGAGUUUUUUAUGGAAGGCGAGGAAUGAUUUGUGGGCGGCGGAGGAAACAUUCUUGGAAGCCAUGUCGGUAGAUCCAACCAACUCUUAUUACGCCGCCAAUUAUGCUCAUUUCCUAUGGAACACCGGCGGGGAAGACACUUGCUUCCCUCUUCCCUCCCCGGAACAAGCUUGAAAUUUUAGACAAUUACCUCUGUUCCCCUGAUUUUGUUUGUAAGAUAACAAAAUUAAAGCCUUUCUUAUUUUA
Molecule: messenger RNA, 1922 nt
Organism: Hibiscus syriacus
Lineage: Eukaryota; Viridiplantae; Streptophyta; Magnoliopsida; Malvales; Malvaceae
Exons: 3
Coding region: 228-1850 (540 amino acids)
Molecular function (GO): protein binding
Source: RefSeq, a predicted model, not a curated record